AUGCCAGGAAAAUCAUCGUGUAUAGCAGUACUUUCCAGAUCUGUUACAGCAAGUGCAACAUUGUAUAAUCAUGUUAAGGAUUGUCUUUUAGAGCGGAACAAAUCUAUAGAAAUAAUAGAUAUGUUUCACCGCUCUAUAGAUGAGAAAAGCAGCCUUAGAGUGUUCGAAACAUUUAAAAUGCAAGAAAGCAAUCUUCGCUGUCUCUUCGCAACUGUUGCAUUUGGGAUGGGAAUACAGAUCAAAGACAUACAAAUUGUGGUACAUUGGGGGCUGCCAAAAUCAGUUAUGAGUUACUGGCAGGAGGUAGGGAGGGCAGAUAGAGACGGACGGCAAUCAUAUGCUAUUUGCUAUGCGUAUGGUAGGUCUAUGAUUAAGAAGAACACAGAUGAAAGCAUCAUUAACAUUGCCAAAUCUUCCCUGCAAAAAGAGAGGUGUGUGAGAUAUGGAAUUUUGAAACACAUGUCAAUUGUGGGAAUGAGAGAUAUGCCUUUAUCUGAAAAUGGAAGGGAUUGUGACGGUAGUGGGGAGUUGUGUCCAGCAGUCAAAUGUUGCUCAUUCUGUUCUUCACGCUGUAAAUGUAACACUUCCACAAUUGAAAUUGAAGAAGAACUUGGAAUUUAAUUGUAUUUAAUGUCACCAUGUUGGUUGAAUUUUUUAAACAAAUAUAUGUUUCAUUAAAUAUAAAUAAUGUAUCAAUAUUCUAAAAACAAUUAGUAAACUGUAUAAUUCAUGAUGCAUGUAAAUAUUAUGAUCACUCACUGAGAAUUUCUAUCACUAAGCUUACUUUUUUCACAAAUUAUACAUAUUAAGCCUACUGUUUUUAUUUUGGAAGUCAAUUUAAAUCUGAAUUAAUUGAUUAAUUAGUUAAGUAAAUUGAAAUUUAUCUUAUAAUAUCUUCGCAUGAAUAUUGUUUUUUAAUCACGCUUUACUUGAACACAUAGUUUGAUGUAUAAUAGCAAUUGGUUCAGAAUCUCAUAAAAGAAAACAGAGACUAUAGGAACUCUUUUAUACGAGGAGGUAAACAAUUACGUCACGGGAGCCAUAUUUUGAACGUUGUUUUCAGUGAGUGUGUUUAUGUUGGGAUUUACAUGCCUAAACGGUGAGCAAAGUAGAAAUAAUAGUGAUAGUGAGGUAAAGAAACAACCAAAUAACUAAUCUGAAGCGAACAGCAAUGUGGUCUAGGUGAAUAAUUCUUGCUAUAGUAGACCAAAGUUGGGACUUAAUCUCCAGACAUGAAUUAUUAGUAGUUGUCCAGGGAUUCUGCGACGGCGUCAGUCCAAAUAUCUAGCCUAGCA
Molecule: messenger RNA, 1295 nt
Organism: Saccostrea cuccullata (small rock oyster)
Lineage: Eukaryota; Metazoa; Mollusca; Bivalvia; Ostreida; Ostreidae
Product: bifunctional 3'-5' exonuclease/ATP-dependent helicase WRN-like
Exons: 2
Coding region: 1-621 (206 amino acids)
Biological process (GO): double-strand break repair via homologous recombination
Cellular component (GO): cytoplasm; nucleus; chromosome
Molecular function (GO): 3'-5' DNA helicase activity; four-way junction helicase activity
Source: RefSeq, a predicted model, not a curated record